ACGGACUCUUUUGUGAGGUGGCACCGGACAGCCUGCAAAUCCCGUAGCUUCGUUUCCACACGUGUGCAGGAUGUGAAGUGUGGGAAAUCAUUCAGUUUUAAGCUUUAAUAGUUUGUUUUUCUGUCUCUGCGCACACUCUAGGGUCGAUAUAAGUCCGAAUAAGUGGUUUUGAGAUGGCUGAUUACGUCCAGCAGCGGUUAGAGGACAGGAUUCCUGGCCUGGAGCAGCUGGAGAGAGUGGGGCUCUUCACCAGGAAAGAAGUCAAGUCUAUGCUGAAGAGAUCCACAGCUCUGGAAUAUAAGCUCCACAGAAGCGUGCUGAGCAAAGCUGAUUUUGUUGCAUAUAUUCAGUAUGAAAUAAAUGUGCUGGAGCUCAUCAAGAAGAGAAGAGCUCGAAUUGGCUACCAGUUCAAAAGGGAGGAUAUUGAAUUUCCCAUCAUCAGCAGAGUCACAAGUGUUUUCAGAAGGGCGACUACAAAGUGGCAGGAGGAUGUCCAGCUGUGGCUCUCCCACGUUGCCUUUUCUAAGAAAUGGGGGACGAAGGCUCAGCUCAGCAAGGUCUUCUCCUCCAUGCUCGCCAUCCACCCCGACAAACCCAGUUUAUGGAUCAUGGCUGCUAAGUGUGAGAUGGAGGACCUUGAUUCGUCAGAGAGUGCUCGUCAUCUCUUCCUGCGAGCGCUUCGCUUCCAUCCAGAGAACAAAAAGGUCUACCAAGAGUAUUUCCGGAUGGAGCUGAUGCAUGCUGAGAAACUGAGGAAACAGCAACAUGAACUGGAACUGGCCAAAAUUGACCUUGGUGAAUACGAGUUCUCUCCAGAGAUCCUGAGUGGUAAACUGGCUGAGGUGGUCUACCGAGACGCCAAGCAGAAAAUCAAAGGGGCGGAGUUCAUGCUGUCAUUGCUCAAUAUAGCUGCCAUUUUUGACUUCACUAAGGAGCUGCAGGACACCAUCCUGCAAGACCUGCAGAAAGAGCACACAGAUGACUCUGUGACGUGGGAUUUCAUGGCCCGGAGGGAGCUGGAGGCUGCUGGAGCUCCAGAGCUGCGCAGUGCUCAGGGCCGGGCAUCUGACACCAACCGCAGAGAGGAGCGCUGCUGCGCUGUUUAUGAGGAGGGGCUCAGGAGCCUCAACACAGAGCCAAUGUGGACGUGUUACUUGACAUUUUGCCUGGACAGAUUUAAGAGGAAAACUAACUUUGCUGAGCUGAAGCAAAAGAGAAAAGAGCGGCUGCUUGGAGUUUUUCAGAGAGCUCACGAUGCCUCCCUGCUGCAGGAGUCUUUCUACAAAAGCUGGCUACAGGUCCUGCUGUCGUCCGGGGAAACGGAAUCUGCCGCUCAGGUCGCCAUAGCAGCCACUAAGCGCUUCAGCCAAUCACUGGAGACGUGGAAUCUGAGCCUGCAGACGUUGGUCCAUCUGGAGCGAGCGGAGGCAGGGCUUCUAUUCCAGGAAGCUUUAAAGAAUGUGAAUCCCAAGGACAGUCUGUCUCUGUGGCAGCUUCAGGCUGAGUGGAACAUGGUGUCCCAGACUCCAGAGGAGACAGAAGCUCUGUUUCAGAAAGCGCUUUCAUCGCCAGUUCCGGCCAUUUCAGCUGCGCUGAAGGAGACCUACCUGGAAUGGGCCUACAAAACCAGCGGCUAUAAAAAAGCCAGGAAAAUAUUCAAAAGCCUGCAUGAGCACAGACCCUUCACCAAGGCCUUCUUCACCAAGAUGAUUCAGAUUGAGAAAGAACAAGAGAAGCCAAAUAUGAGUAAUCUGAGAGACUACUAUGAACGAGCGCUGCGCGAGUUCGGCUCCUCUGACGAUGAUCUGUGGAUGGGUUACAUCCGAGAGGAGCUGGGUGCGCACGGGAGCCCCGAGAACUGUGGGAAGCUUCACUGGAGGGCCAUUAAGAGCCUGGUUGGAGAGAGCGUGGAGCGGUUCACCACGCAGUACACGCUCAUGCAGACAGGACACAUAUAGCCAGUCUGGAGAAACUAGCACCCGAGCAGCAACCUGAACAGCCAGCUGCUGCUCUAACUGUUCAGCAUCUUCACAAGCCACAUCAAGCACAGGGGGGCGGCUUUCUAUGCAUUCUGUGUUCAUAUCCAGUGUUCAAAGUAGCCACACAGUUAAAGGGCCCAUAUCAUGGAAAACAAUUUUUAAAUAAAAUAGUAAUGCAUGUAAACAUUGUUAAAGUUUCAGUAAUGUACUGUUCCCGGUUCUCAUGGAAGCUAAAUUGUAAAAACAACCCAUGCUGGAUUGGAUUGUUUUUGUGCUGUGACAAAAUCCAACUCGUUUAAAUACAUGUCCGUCUAUCUACCUCAGUUGACGCUAAAUUCUUUCGGGUCCAUUUAUGUUGUGUUAUAAUGUAGGAGUGUUUCCACCUGGGCUGCUUUUUGACUGAGGCAGCCAAUCAUAACAGAGCUCAUUUACAUAAAUCAGUCUUAAAGGCACAGUAAUUAAAACAGCCUUAUAAAGAGAGCUUAGAAAACAGUCACGUUUCAGAUAAAUUGUGGCUGUUUUUAGUACAGAAAGCGUGAACUUCCUAACAAAAACUUCAAAAAUGCAAGAAAAAAAGUAGAAUAUGGGCCCUUUAAUGGAGAAUUUUCCAUAGAAAAUCACCCGAAUCUGUGCUGUGUGUUCUGGACUGAGCUUAUGUGUACUACACAGAAAUCCCUUAGAAGAGUUCUGGCUGCAGUUUUUGUAUUUGUGUUUGUUGUAUUUGAAUUUUAGUUGCAUCUCUCACAAAAUGUUUCCGACUCACUUCAGUUCAGAAAUAAACGUUUUAUUGUUGAGAUCAUUAU
Pygocentrus nattereri (red-bellied piranha) is the source of this 2782-nucleotide messenger RNA. It is a transcript of the gene utp6, whose product is annotated as UTP6 small subunit processome component. The record is from RefSeq and is a predicted model, not a curated record. NCBI's taxonomy places the organism in Eukaryota, Metazoa, Chordata, Actinopteri, Characiformes, Serrasalmidae. Gene Ontology annotation, molecular function: snoRNA binding; protein binding. The transcript is spliced from 19 exons. Gene Ontology annotation, biological process: maturation of SSU-rRNA from tricistronic rRNA transcript (SSU-rRNA, 5.8S rRNA, LSU-rRNA). Gene Ontology annotation, cellular component: small-subunit processome; Pwp2p-containing subcomplex of 90S preribosome. Bases 174 to 1958 code for a protein of 594 amino acids.